This is a messenger RNA of Hemisphaericaspora subhashii, 384 nucleotides long. RefSeq lists its product as uncharacterized. The coding region runs from base 1 to 384 and encodes 127 amino acids. Gene Ontology annotation, cellular component: endoplasmic reticulum membrane. The record is from RefSeq and is a predicted model, not a curated record. The transcript has a single exon. NCBI's taxonomy places the organism in Eukaryota, Fungi, Ascomycota, Pichiomycetes, Serinales, Debaryomycetaceae. Gene Ontology annotation, biological process: vacuolar proton-transporting V-type ATPase complex assembly.
AUGUCAUUUUUUGUUGAAUUGUGGGAGUCUAUAUUUACUCCAGGUACAACACCCGCAUUAAUUACUGCAACUCAUAUAUCUUUCAUAUUAUUAAUAAUUUCAUUAAUAUUUCUUAUAUUUUUAACAAAAUCAAUUCAUUUUAUUAAUUUAUUAGUAAUUGCUGUAUUGUUAUAUAUUACAGUUAUAUGGUUUAUUAAAGAAUUACAAUCAGAAAAAGAAAAAUUAAAAGCUAAUGAACAAUUGAACCAAGAACAACAACAAGACAAAGAAGAAGAAGAAAAGAAGGAAGAUGAGAAGGAAGAUGGAAAGGACACUACCACAGUCAAAGUUACCACAACUGCCAUUCCUUCAACCACCAAUACUCCAAGAAAGAGAAAAGUAUAA